UCCAUGUCAGGAUUUCUGAAGAAUAUUCGGGAUCAGAUGACCAGAUAUUUUUUGGUUUGACUGACCAAGCUAAUGAAGGCACAUUUAUAUGGAUCGAUGGAACACCUUUACAGUAUUCUUCAUGGGGGUCUGGUCAACCAAACGACGGGGAAAAUCAAGAUUGUGCCUUUCUACAACCUUAUGAUUCAAACAUGGGAUGGGGUGAUGAUUCAUGCAAUAACAAACUACCCUUCAUAUGUGAACGCUAUCAGGAUGUUCCUGAAAAUGAGUGGAGUCGCCUUGAUGGAACCCUGUACUAUAUCUCUCAAUCCUCGAUGACGUCAUACUCAUUUGCUAGAAAGUACUGCCAGGAUCAAGGAGGUGAUCUUGCCCAGCCUAAAACAGAAGAAAUAAAUAUGCAUCUCAUGAAGAUGGCUGGAGACAACUCUUAUUGGUUUGGACUCGAUGAUAUCAAUCAAGAGGGCACGUUUAAAUGGAUUGAUGGCACCCAACUCGACAGUAAUGAAUUUCCUGCUUGGUCGAAUGGUGAUGCAUCCCUAUUUGAGAAUGGGAGAUGUGUUCAUCAGGAGGUUAAUUUUGGAUGGAGAAAACUACGAUGUACAUCGUACCUCAAGUUCGCAUGUGAAAAACCUCCGAGUCCGCGACAGAUCCUUCCUGUACGUCUGAUGGCAGCUACUCCAUCCCCCUACGGAGGAGGUCUGCUGAAUGCUUCAUUUGUCUGUCUACUCGGCUCAGAGAAUGAAGAGAUUCUCACAUUGUCCACCAGAAGACUUGUCCGUCUGACCGAGGCUAUAGAUUCCGAUAGUUACACAGCUCCAGGAAACAGUGAUACUGUAUCAUCUUUAGCGUUAAGGCAGACUCUAGCUACUAUGGAUGGCUUGGGAUUUUUCGAAUGUUCUGCGGUGACAGCCAGUAGAAUGACAUCUGCUCCUCUUGGCAUUCUUCCUUCUACCCGCCAAUGGCAACCCAGUGAUGGUCGGUUUACAAAGACAGUACACGUUGGAGAUGAUAUCACACUCAGUGUGAUGAGCACGACAGAGAUGGUUGGUGAAGCCGGGAUCAGAUGGCGGAAAAUCACUGAUGCAGACUGGGCUAAUUCACUUAUCGGAAUGAGUUCUGGUAGUCUAUCACACACAAUCCAAUCUGCAUCUGUCUCAGACGCCGGUGUGUAUGUGACUUACGAGGAUGGAACGUUGGAACAACAUCAAUUCAGCUUCAUAAGACUCAUCGUAAAGGAGUGCCCCUACGGAAGAUGGAAUCCGCCGUUAUGCGAUCGUUUGUGUGAUAGUUGUUAUAAUGGAGGUGUAUGCCACGAACUCUCAGGAACAUGUAUCUGUCCUCCUUGCCAUGCUGGAAAGAACUGCCUCCAAGCGUGUGGGAUGCAUAAGUUUGGCUGGGACUGUGAGUUUGAUUGUGGAUCCGGUCAGCCUCUGGACAAGUGUGCUGGAAGUCAGAUCUGUCUACCUGAUCCUUAUGGAUGCACCUGUUUAGCUGGAUAUACAGGAAUCUACUGCAAUGAAAUUCCUUUUGUUUGCCCGAACGGAUACUUCGGGUCCAACUGUACACAGAUAUGCAAUUGCAUGAAUGGCACUGCAUGCCGUAAAGAUUCUGGAUACUGUGACGAGGUUGAAGGGCGAUGCGACUUGGGAUAUGUUUCUGACUCUGUCGAGUUUCCAGCCAACUGUAUGACAUUUUCAGGAUGUUUCAGCUCUUGUUCCAAGACAUGUCAUUGCUCUGGUGGUGCUGAGGAUUGUAACUUUCUGACUGGUGAUUGUUUGUCAUCCACCUGUCAUCCAAGAUGGAUGGGGGAUCAAUGCCAAACAGAUCGUUUUGAGACGAGCUUGGAAAAGACCAAUCCAGGAGUUGCGAUCUUCUCCUGUUCCUUUACAGCGUCAUCAGGGCAACAUCUUCCCUCUGAUUAUGUGAAGGCAGCUGUAGGAAGGCCUUUUAUGGAAACAUGGAUAACUCGUAAUAGCUCUGAUACAUCAGGACCAACCCUCAAUAUUUCAUUCAUCCACGAGUAUACGGGGCCAGAAGAACCAAUUUACUGCUUCAUCGGGGUAACUGAGAAUACUUCAGAGUUUGCUUUCGUAAGGCUACCUCCAAGAUAUUACUUUGUUUUACCAAGUUAUAAUGGUGGACCAGAAGUACUUGAAUUUGGAUACUACCAUGCACUCAUCGGUUGGAGACAAUGGGACCCUCGCUCCGAUACCGGGGAAGGACCUAUUGUUGGAUACAAGAUCUACGUGCGAUCAGGUAGCAAUGUCGUACUGGCUAAAGAAGUACAGCCUCCAAGCAUGGUGAACAAUACGGACCGUUCCGUAUCGAAGAGGUCUGCUGAGAGUGCCGCUGAGAUGGUCAUGUAUAACGUCAGUGGACUUGAAGCAGGAUCAACAUACUCUGUUCAGAUUGCAGCGAUACGAGAUGGUAUCAACGGUGAAGGAGAACAAGGACCAGCAAUGACAUUUACAACUGAAAAUGGUAGGUUCUAUAUUUCAUUUCCCCCUGACUUAUGA
Molecule: messenger RNA, 2516 nt
Organism: Strongylocentrotus purpuratus (purple sea urchin)
Lineage: Eukaryota; Metazoa; Echinodermata; Echinoidea; Camarodonta; Strongylocentrotidae
Exons: 13
Coding region: 192-2516 (774 amino acids)
Molecular function (GO): protein binding
Source: RefSeq, a predicted model, not a curated record